AGCGUUUAAAGCGGAUUCAAAUAAGUGUCGCACACUGUUGUUUUGUGCUUUCCGGAAGUUAGCUAGUUUUGCUACUUACAAACUGAGCGGUUUAAAACGAAUUUAGCGUUCAGACAAACAAGCAGGAAAAGAGAAGAAGAUGAAGCCUGCAGUGGACGAGAUGUUUCCAGAAGGAGCGGGACCUUACGUGGAUCUGGACGAGGCAGGGGGCAGCAGCGGCCUGCUGAUGGACCUAGCAGCCAACGAGAAAGCCGUUCAUUCAGAUUUCUUUAAUGACUUUGAGGAUCUGUUCGACGACGAUGACCUGCAGUGAUCACAGAUGAAGAAAACAACCUUUAAUUUCUCUUUUUAUCUGUACAGACUCAUUGGUGAUUAAGUAUGCUAUUAAAAUAAAUAAAGUCUUUAUGUUUCCACUGGAAACUGAGUGAA
This is a messenger RNA of Poeciliopsis prolifica (blackstripe livebearer), 429 nucleotides long. It is a transcript of the gene cops9, whose product is annotated as COP9 signalosome subunit 9. The record is from RefSeq and is a predicted model, not a curated record. The transcript is spliced from 3 exons. Gene Ontology annotation, biological process: negative regulation of protein neddylation. Bases 140 to 313 code for a protein of 57 amino acids. Lineage: Eukaryota; Metazoa; Chordata; Actinopteri; Cyprinodontiformes; Poeciliidae.